This is a messenger RNA of Budorcas taxicolor (takin), 4341 nucleotides long. RefSeq names its product ATPase phospholipid transporting 8B4 (putative) (gene ATP8B4). Gene Ontology annotation, biological process: phospholipid translocation; Golgi organization. The transcript has 30 exons. Gene Ontology annotation, molecular function: magnesium ion binding; ATP hydrolysis activity; ATP binding. Lineage: Eukaryota; Metazoa; Chordata; Mammalia; Artiodactyla; Bovidae. Bases 1 to 4341 code for a protein of 1446 amino acids. The record is from RefSeq and is a predicted model, not a curated record. Gene Ontology annotation, cellular component: plasma membrane.
AUGGUGACCCCUUUCCUUAUCUGCUUCUGUUCUUCUGAACUCUUGAUUCCUACAGAAAAAGCCAUCCUGGGGAAGCCAGCCUCUAGGGAGCUCCCUUUUGUUUUUCCAAGAUUAACCAGUUCUGCCCUGGGAGUAGCAACAGGCAACUCUUCCAGGAGAAACUCUUCUGGGCUUUUGAUGAGAAAACCAGGGCUUAGAAUGGAGGGGAACUUGCUGGAAGGAGAGAGCCAACAGGAUCAAACCCGGUCCUCUGGCUCCAAGCUAAUGGAGAAGGGGAAAGAAGAAGCCGGGGGAGGCAUGUUUGAUAAAGGGCAGGAUGAGGAAAAGGGUUUUGAAAGUGCACAAGAGAGGCAACAUUUUGACAGAGGACGUUCAGAGGAUUGCCUUCAAGAUCGCUAUAUAAUGAGCUCCCUUUUCCCAACGACCUGUCCAGAAGUGGAACGGAUAGUAAAAGCCAAUGACCGUGAAUAUAAUGAGAAGUUCCUGUACAAAUGCUGCAGGACAUCCGAGCAGACUCUGGGUGCUCCGAUGGCUUGGGCAGUUCUGACAUUAGCAGCUGUGGGCUUUGCUGGCAGGCACAUGCACACUGGGGUGGGUCUGGGUCUGGACUGCUCCCAUAGCUCGCACAGCAAGUCCAGGUGCACAACUACUGUGGUCCUGGUACCUGACUUAAGUGGAACUGCACCUACAGAUCUGUGCUGGUGGCUUUGUGAAUAUAGCUCUGGAGGAACACCAGGGCCAACUGCAUUCCCAUGGCUGAGGUGGAACUGUGUACUUUGUGAGCCUGUAUCACAGGUAACAGGUGACACCAUAGAAUACACUCUCUGGUGGACAGUUCUGGAGGAAGAGGAUAAUCGUAUCCACACAUCCAAGUACAGCAUUCUCACCUUCUUGCCGAUUAAUUUAUUUGAACAGUUCCAAAGAGUGGCAAAUGCAUAUUUCCUUUUCCUCCUGAUUUUGCAGCUGAUUCCGGAAAUUUCCUCCUUGACUUGGUUUACCACCAUUGUACCCUUGGUCCUAGUGGUAACUAUGACAGCUGUCAAAGAUGCCACAGAUGACUAUUUUCGCCACAAGAGUGAUAAUCAGGUGAAUAAUCGGCAAUCUGAAGUGCUCAUCGACAGCAAACUGCAGAAUGAAAAAUGGAUGAACGUCAAAGUGGGAGACAUCAUUAAAUUAGAAAAUAACCAAUUUGUUGCUGCUGAUCUCCUUCUCCUAUCAAGUAGUGAGCCACAUGGUCUCUGUUAUAUUGAAACUGCUGAGCUUGAUGGGGAAACAAACCUUAAAGUGCGCCAGGCGCUCUCAGUUACCUCAGAACUUGGAGCAGAUAUUAGCAGACUUGCGAAGUUUGAUGGGAUUGUUGUGUGUGAGGCACCUAACAACAAGUUAGAUAAAUUCACCGGAGUUCUCUCUUGGAAGGGCAGCAAGCACUCCCUCAACAAUGAGAAGAUAAUCCUGAGGGGCUGUGUCCUGAGAAAUACCAGCUGGUGUUUUGGAAUGGUUAUUUUUGCAGGUCCUGACACUAAACUAAUGCAGAACAGUGGUAAGACAAAGUUUAAGAGGACAAGCAUUGAUAGACUGAUGAAUACUCUAGUCCUAUGGAUUUUUGGGUUUCUGAUAUGCUUGGGAACUAUUCUUGCGAUUGGAAAUUCAAUCUGGGAGAAUCAAGUUGGGGACCAAUUCAGAACCUUCCUCUUUUGGAAUGAACGAGAGAAGAACUCUGUGUUCUCAGGAUUCUUAACAUUCUGGUCAUAUAUUAUUAUCCUUAAUACAGUGGUACCCAUUUCAUUAUAUGUGAGUGUGGAAGUAAUUCGUCUGGGACAUAGUUAUUUUAUAAACUGGGAUCGGAAGAUGUAUUACUCCAGGAAGGCAACACCUGCUGAAGCUCGAACGACCACACUCAACGAGGAACUAGGCCAGAUUGAAUAUGUUUUCUCUGACAAGACGGGUACCCUCACUCAAAACAUCAUGACUUUUAAAAAAUGUUCCAUUAAUGGGAGAAUCUAUGGUGAAGUGCAUGAUGACUGGGGUCAGAAGACUGGCAUGACUAAGAAAAAAGAGACCGUGGGUUUCUCAGUCAGCCCUCAAGCAGACAGAACAUUUCAAUUUUUUGACCACCAUUUGAUGGAAUCCAUUGAACUGGGUGAUCCCAAAGUGCAUGAAUUCCUUAGGUUACUUGCACUCUGCCACACUGUAAUGUCAGAGGAAAAUAGUGCAGGAGAACUGAUUUACCAAGUCCAGUCACCUGAUGAAGGGGCUCUAGUGACUGCUGCAAAAAAUUUGGGGUUCAUCUUUAAGUCUCGGACCCCAGAGACAAUAACAAUAGAAGAAUUGGGAACACUAGUUACUUAUCAAUUGCUUGCCUUUUUGGAUUUCAACAAUUUCCGAAAAAGGAUGUCUGUCAUAGUUCGAAACCCAGAAGGACAGAUAAAGCUUUAUUCCAAAGGAGCAGAUACUAUUCUGUUUGAAAGACUUCAUCCAUCCAAUGAAGACCUUCUGACUUUGACUUCAGACCAUCUCAGUGAAUUUGCAGGAGAAGGCCUUCGAACCUUGGCCAUCGCAUACAGAGAUCUGGAUGACAAGUACUUCAGAGAGUGGCAUAAGAUGCUUGAAGAUGCAAAUACCACCACAGAUGAGAGGGAUGAACGGAUAGCAGGGCUGUAUGAAGAAAUUGAAAGGGAUUUGAUGCUAUUAGGUGCCACUGCUGUAGAAGACAAAUUACAAGACGGUGUGAUUGAAACAGUUACAAGCUUAUCACUAGCCAAUAUUAAGAUCUGGGUCCUAACAGGAGACAAACAAGAAACUGCCAUUAAUAUUGGCUAUGCCUGCAACAUGCUGACUGAUGACAUGAAUGAUGUGUUCAUCAUCGCAGGAAACACAGCUACAGAGGUCAGAGAAGAACUCAGGAAAGCAAAGGAAAAUUUGUUUGGACGAAACAGAAGUUUUUCCAAUGGACAUGUAGUUUUUGAAAAAAAGCAGUCGCUGGAGCUGGACUCAGUUGUAGAAGAAACCGUAACAGGGGAUUAUGCCUUGAUCAUAAAUGGCCACAGUUUGGCCCAUGCCCUAGAAAGUGAUGUCAAGAAUGAUCUUCUAGAACUUGCCUGCAUGUGUAAGACUGUGGUUUGCUGCCGAGUCACCCCUCUCCAGAAAGCCCAAGUAGUAGAGCUUGUGAAGAAGUAUAGAAAUGCUGUCACUUUGGCCAUCGGCGAUGGAGCCAAUGAUGUCAGCAUGAUCAAAAGUGCUCACAUUGGCGUCGGCAUCAGUGGCCAGGAAGGACUGCAGGCAGUCCUAGCCAGCGACUACUCAUUUGCACAGUUCAGAUACCUCCAAAGGCUUCUCCUUGUUCAUGGAAGGUGGUCCUAUGUCCGAAUGUGCAAAUUCUUAUGCUAUUUCUUCUAUAAGAAUUUUGCCUUCACACUUGUGCAUUUCUGGUUUGGUUUCUUCUGUGGUUUCUCAGCUCAGACUGUCUACGACCAGUGGUUCAUUACCCUUUUUAACAUUGUCUACACAUCGCUGCCUGUUUUAGCCAUGGGGAUUUUUGACCAGGAUGUUAGUGACCAGAAUAGCAUGGAUUAUCCCCAGCUCUACAAACCUGGGCAGCUGAAUCUACUUUUUAACAAGCAUGAAUUUUUCAUCUGUAUGGCACAUGGCGUCUAUACAUCAUUAGCCCUUUUCUUCAUCCCUUAUGGGGCCUUUCACAACAUGGCUGGAGAAGAUGGACGGCACACUGCAGACUACCAGUCUUUUGCAGUGACCACGGCCACGUCUCUGGUCAUUGUGGUCAGCGUGCAGAUAGCCUUGGAUACCAGCUAUUGGACUGUCAUUAACCACGUUUUCAUCUGGGGCAGCAUAGCUACUUAUUUCUCCAUUUUAUUUACAAUGCACAGUAAUGGCAUCUUUGGCAUCUUCCCAAACCAGUUUCCAUUUGUUGGAAAUGCACGACAUUCCUUGACCCAGAAGUGCAUCUGGCUUGUUAUUCUCUUAACAACAGUGGCUUCAGUUAUGCCUGUGGUGGCAUUCAGAUUUUUGAAGGUGGAUUUAUUCCCAACUCUGAGUGAUCAGAUCCGCCAGUGGCAGAAGGCUCAAAAGAAGGCAAGGCCCCUGUGUACCCGAAAGCCUCAGACUCGGAGAUCAAGCUCGCGAAGAUCUGGAUAUGCUUUUGCUCACCAAGAGGGCUACGGCGAGCUUAUCACAUCUGGAAAAAACAUGCGAGCUAAAAAUCCACCCCCAAUGUCAGGGUUGGAAAAGACGCUGUAUAAUAGCACUAGCUGGAUUGAAAAUUUAUGUAAGAAAACCACAGACACAGUGAGCAGCUUUAGCCAGGAUAAAACAGUGAAACUGUGA